AUUCAAAACUUCAUACCUAUUAUAUAUAUUGGUGAGAGUAUUGAGCAAGAUUCUGAUUCAAUUUCUGGUUAAGUUUUUCUCUCUUCAACUCUCUUUUUAUUCGUAGUUUAAUGAUCAAUUUAUUAUGUUUUGUGUUGUACGUAUAUUAUUUUUAUUAUCAUAAUUUUCUUUUUCCUCAUGAUUUUUACAGGUAACUGUAUUUUUUCUAUGUAAAAUUCAAAUACAUUAUUGUUUUGAAAAUAAAAUAAAUAUUAUUAUCGAGAAUGAUGUAUGUAUAUUAAAAUUAAUAUAGAAAUAUUCGUACAAAACUAUGUUUCAUUAUCAAGGAUAAUAUAUUUUCUUAAAACCAUUCUACAAAAUCUAGGAAUAUAAUGUCGAUAGAUCCAAUUACUUUCAAAAUUGUCGCUCAUUGAAAUUAACAAUUUAUUAAGAUUAACUAAUAAAAAUUCAUUUUGCACAAAAAAAAAAGUAAUAAAAAUUCACUAAGACAACUAAAAAAAUCACUUUUUAUAAACAGAAGAAAAAACCUAUAUAACUACUUUGUGGAUGUUAACUCCUCUAAAACUGUCCUAAAUCUCUCUAACUUAUCUUGAUUAUUUUUCCUUUCAGCAAUAUCAUCGAUGGCGUUAUCCAAAGAUUUGAUGUUGAAAUGCUCGGAAGACAUGAUGAGUGCUUACAAAUCUGCUUGUGAAGAACACCCAAAACUAAAAUCCUUUGAUGCUUCCCUUCAGCAGCGAACCAACAAAAUGAUAGACUCACUCACCGUUGAAGACAAGAAUGGUUCGUCCUCCCCACACGACGCACACAUGGAGCUCUCCAAGCACCUAGUUGAAGUUACCCAAGGUGUGGCAGACUUCAUUACCGAAAUCGAAGACGAUGUGUGGGACAACCAAGCUCUAAAGUAUUUGGUCCUGGCCUAUUUUGAAAAUACUAAAAAGACUUUAGAGAUUUUCAAAACUAUAGAGAACUGCGUCGAGAACGCAGAAAUGGGCCAACUUCUCAUUCGAGAGGCCUUGGCCGAGUUUGAGAAAGAGUCGGCAGAAAAAGAUGUUGGUGGGAAAAAGAAGAAGUAUGAAAAAACAUUGGAGGACCUCAAGAGUUUUAAAGAGAUGGGAGAUCCCUUUGACGGCAAAGUUCUCACAACUCAGUUCGAGCGGAUCAAAAAGCAGCAAGAAUCCCUUCUGGAGGAAGUGAGUGAGACUAGAAAAAAGAUUCAGGACGAAAUUAGUAAUCUAGAGAAAAAAACUUUAAUUACGAACGUGGUUUUCGGCGCUGCGUUUGCUAUUGUUGCGGUUGCAUCCAUAGCUCUAAUUGCAACAGGCGUGGGUGCGGCUGCCGGCUUUGGGGCUCUAGCCGCACCACUGCUUGCGGCAGGAUGGGCUGGAGUCUACACUACCUUGGAUAAAAAGAAGGAUGCUCUGAACAAACAGUUAGAAGGUCUAAAGAAAGUGGAAGAGAUAGAAGAAUCGGUGGAGAAAGGUAUAAAAACCAACGAAGAAGCGACGGAGACCGUAUCGAUUUUAGUCGACGGGCUAGAAGACCGUAUCAAAAAUAUGUUGAAACUUGUAGAUAAUGCUAUUGACCAUGAAGAUAAUGAGGCGGCCACGAGAAUUGUCCUAACUCAGAUCAGUAAGAAAGUAGAGAAAUUAACAAAGAAAAUCACGGAGGUUGGUGAAAGUGUGGAAGAUCAUAGCAAGUUGAUUGCAAAGGCCAGACUUCAAGUUCUGCAAAAGAUCAACCGUUAAUCUUUUGUUUAACGAUGUUUGUUGUUCAAAAUCCAUAUUUUAGUAUGUUUUAAUCAUCCCAUUGUACCUUUUUAAAAUAUUAUAUGUUUUGUAAUUUCACCAUCCGAGAGAUUGGUUGAUAUGUACCUCUAUCCCGUAUAUUCGUGAAAUAAAGUUUGAAAAAAACUUGUGCUUUAUUCAUCUUUUCACAAAUUAAAUGACCAAAUAAAAUCACCUUUUUU
This is a messenger RNA of Arabidopsis thaliana (thale cress), 1966 nucleotides long. RefSeq names its product transmembrane protein, putative (DUF677). The transcript has a single exon. The coding region runs from base 621 to 1745 and encodes 374 amino acids. Gene Ontology annotation, cellular component: membrane. The record is from RefSeq and is marked reviewed. NCBI's taxonomy places the organism in Eukaryota, Viridiplantae, Streptophyta, Magnoliopsida, Brassicales, Brassicaceae.